UUCGAAAGUGAUUGCUUAAUGCAGCCAGGGCACACAAGAAAUUCAGUUAUUUAUUUUUUGUUUCUUCAAACCACUCCAAUAUCCUGGAGCCAUUUUACAAUUUUGGUACAACGCCGUAACGUUGGUCCUUUAUGUACUGGUAUGACGCUCGAACGUGACGUCACUCUAGGCGACCAUUAUCGACAGACACUAAUUCGUUGAGUCCAUCCCUCUUGCGAAUGUUCUGCGGUCGAUUGGCAGAUGGUGCGUUCGUCGUCUUAAGACAGUCAUAACCUACAAAUAAGUAAAGAAGAUUGUUUGUUUAUUCGAUUCCUUCAGUUUGUUUGUUCAAAUUGUGUGCAGGCAAAGCAGAAGAACCUGCAUUUCAACGAUUUCCAGUGCCUGCUCGUACUAGGUGUACUAGGAGCAGAAGCCCUCACCUUCCGAAGUUGAUGUGGAAGGCUCAAUCAACGACAACCUUGAAGUCCAUUUAAAUCCCUUUAAACAACCGCAAAAUUGUCCCAAUUAAUCAAUCUGGAUCAAUUUUUCUUAAAUUGGAAGCAUUAUCCGUGAUGUGUGUUUGUCAUGGGUGCAUGCCUAUCGCUGGAACGUGAAGACGGCAAUGCAAAAAGACGAAGUGAAGAGAUUGAUAGGCAGCUUGGGGAAUUGGCCAAACAGCAGAACAAUGUCAUCAAAAUUCUGCUUUUGGGCGCUGGUGAAAGCGGGAAAAGCACCCUAGUGAAGCAAAUGAAAAUCAUUCAUGCUGAUGGGUUCACCAGAAUGGAGUUGAAUAGUUUUAGACCCACAGUGCUGGAUAAUCUUCUCUCGUCUAUGAAGUACGUUCUGGCCGGCAUGGGCCUACUCAGAAUCAACUUGGAACAUCUAAAAAACAAGGUCCAUGCAAAAAACGUAUUGGCAGCCGAUAGUUGUUUUGAUAUGAGCUUUACGGUCUUGCCCGAUGUAGCUGCUUCUUUACAGGCGCUAUGGUCAGACAGAGGAGUACGACUAGCUGUCUCCAGAGGAUAUGAGUAUGAACUGAACGAUUCUGCCCUAUAUUUAUUUGAAAACAUGGAACGAAUCUGUGAUCCAAAGUAUGUGCCAAAUCCGACCGAUGUGUUGCGGGCCCGAGUUCGCACGCAGGGCAUCAUCGAAACCCAGUUUCGCAUUCAGGACAUCAUCAUCAACAUGUAUGAUGUUGGAGGGCAACGAUCUCAACGACGAAAAUGGAUUUACUGCUUUGACGACGUGAAAGCUGUGCUUUUUGUUAUCUCGUUAAGCGGCUUCGAUAUGACGUUGAUCGAAGACCCCAAUGUUAAUCGGAUGGAAGAAAGCUUGAACUUGUUCGGGCAAAUCGUGAACAAUCCGUUCUUUCGAGAUGCGUCGUUCGUGUUGUUCAUGAACAAAUUUGAUCUCUUUAGGGAAAAAAUUCUCUAUUCCAAUCGACACUUAAGACUGUAUUUCUCCGACUACAAAGGGCCAGACAGGGACGUGGACAGGGGCGCUCUUUUCAUUCAACACAAGUUUAUCCUUAAAAAUGGAGAUUCCAGAAAAGUGCUGUAUCCUCAUUUUUGUACAGCUACUGACACUGCCAAUGUACAAGUUGUCUUCCAAUCUGUGAUGGAAAUGGUCAUUUCCGCCAACUUAGGGCAGAAUUUCACGUGAAAUCUGUGAUAUAACGCUGCCAUGGGCAGAUUUGUCACAACAUGUGCAUUGUACUUCUUUAGCCAUUCGCUUUACACUGAUGAUCUGUUGUUAUUUAUUUAAUAUGUAUUGAAUAAAUUGUGAAAAAGUGACUCAAGGUUUAAUUUCUAAUUAAUAACUACAUCGUCCGUUAACUUAUCAUUAACAUUUAUUGGUAACUGUUCAAUAACACAAGUUAUACCUAAAAGAUAACAACAAAUAAUUAAUGUUUUACAACCUCUUAGAUGAAACAGCACUAAAAAUAUACAGAUCGAAAUUAAAGCUCGAAUUCCACCAUUUCACUUAUUGCUUCAAAAUGGUUAAAACUACACAGCUAAGUUUGCACACACAAGAACAACUUGCCUUAUAUAACACAAUCUACUCUGGAAACUUUUCUCUUAAGAAAAACACCAAUGGAACCUUAUUGUCUAAUAAUACGACUACAAAAAUACUUGCUUUUGGAUAUGUUAUAUCAAAGGAAAAGAACGGACUGUAUUUAACGCUCCGGUUAUGGAUA
Messenger RNA from Dendroctonus ponderosae (mountain pine beetle), 2176 nucleotides. RefSeq names its product guanine nucleotide-binding protein G(o) subunit alpha. The coding region runs from base 565 to 1641 and encodes 358 amino acids. Gene Ontology annotation, cellular component: heterotrimeric G-protein complex. The record is from RefSeq and is a predicted model, not a curated record. The transcript has 7 exons. Gene Ontology annotation, molecular function: GTPase activity; guanyl nucleotide binding; G protein-coupled receptor binding. NCBI's taxonomy places the organism in Eukaryota, Metazoa, Arthropoda, Insecta, Coleoptera, Curculionidae. Gene Ontology annotation, biological process: adenylate cyclase-modulating G protein-coupled receptor signaling pathway.